Molecule: messenger RNA, 4230 nt
Organism: Polyodon spathula (Mississippi paddlefish)
Lineage: Eukaryota; Metazoa; Chordata; Actinopteri; Acipenseriformes; Polyodontidae
Product: chitin synthase chs-2-like
Exons: 20
Coding region: 1-4230 (1409 amino acids)
Cellular component (GO): cell septum; cell periphery
Molecular function (GO): chitin synthase activity
Source: RefSeq, a predicted model, not a curated record
AUGGAGGAGCAAAAAGAUAGAUCAGAACAAAGACAAGAAAGGCACGGAGAUACAUGGGAUCCAUUUCAGCUAAAUCCAAUUGGUGCCGAAAAAGAAAGCAAAAAAAGAGGGUUUGUUUUUUUGCAGCAUCUGUUUGCUUUGUUUGUUGGACUCUUUGUCCUGGUCUCUGCGUUUUUUAGCAAGGGUUCCCUACUAGUUCUUACUACGAUGGCAAGUGAGAAGUCGUUGCUUGAAAAGGACAGGGCUUUCUACCUCCUUAUGGUGGCAUGCAGUUUAGCAGUACCAAAUGUGCUGCUAUUUCUGAAAUCACUUUGGAAAUGUGCAUUCAAGAACUUUGUGGCACCUAACAUUAAAACAAUGCUUGUGAUAUGUCUGAUUGAAUCCCUUGUGUCAUUCGGUACUUCAAUUCUUGCAUUAGUUGCAAUGCCCUAUUUUGAUAUUCUGACCAACCUGUUCAUAUUAGGAAGCGUUUGUUUUUUCUCAUCAGUUUUCCAGGCAGCGUUCCAUUUACAGAAGAAAGCUUGGAAAAUAAUUUUCCCAAUUUGUUCUGUUGUGUUUGUGUUAUCCGGCUACAUUCUUUUAGGACUAGAUUAUUAUAUACGAAAAACAUCAACUGUUGCUAAUGGGAAUUCUCAAAAUGACUAUUUAUAUGUUGGUCUUGGUAUAUUUGCAACCAUCUUGGUAUCCCUUAACUGGUGGGAAAAUUCAUUCCAAGCCAGUGAUAAACUGCAUAAUGCCCUGACAGAGUUGGAAGGAUUCAGAGAUUUUGUAUUUGUGCUUUCUAGCAUUUUAAGGACAGCUGUUAUUGGCAUGGUGUUUGCAAUAUGUAUCACAGUGGAAGGUGUUCAUUGGUCAGUUUUCAGUAAGUUUCCAGCUGAUACAGUCCAUCGAGGCGUCAGCAUUUUAAUGGUGCAAGCAUUUGCCUCUGCUGUGUGCCACUGGUUUGGGGUGGUGGGCUGUAAAAUACAUGCUGUUCGCUGCAGCUUUGCUCUCCCUGUUGUGUUAACAACACCUGCAGUAGUCAUUGCAUUUGUGGUGUCCUUCUUGAUGCAGUUCAACAAUUUCCUUAAAAACAAUAUCAAUGCCACUAUUGGAGGGUUUUGCGCCAAUUUCUAUAAUUACAAACUUAUGAACACUUCAAAGCUGGUCUUGGAUGAAAUCUCCAAUAGCAUUUGCCGUACAUCAGUACGGUAUAGCGAGCCCUGGGGCCCUGCAGUAAUGGGGCUGGAAGGUCUGUGUUGGUGGGUUGGGCUGUUGUGUUCAACCUACUACAUUUGGACGCAGAAAUUCCAGAGAAUAGAAAGAACAACUCAGAUAUUUGUUCGCCGACUCUAUGAAGCUGCCUUCAUCGAUCAAUCCUUGCUUUUAAACACCAGGAUGAAAAUCAUCAAAGUGAGAAAACAGGAGAGUAAUGAAAAAGUUGAAAGUUGCGUAAUUUAUCUCUGUGCAACAAUGUGGCACGAAACCUUUGAUGAAAUGUUAAAGAUCCUCACAUCAAUGUUCAGGUUGGACAGAUACAGGGGCGAUCCAAAAGAACAACAUAAAGAUAACAUUGAUUUUGAAUGCCAUAUCUUUGUGGAUGAUUCAUAUGAUAAAGAUAAUAAUGUCAACAAAUAUGUGAAGGAUCUUGUCAGCGUUAUAAUAGAAGUUUACAGGGUGUUUACCAACAAGGAACCUGAUGAUGUGUCAAUAAUUGAAACACCGUAUGGAGGACGAUUAACCUGUAUACUUCCAGAAGGAAAUAUGUUAUAUAUACACCUGAAGAAUAAACAGUUGAUCCGUAAUAAGAAAAGAUGGUCACAGAUUAUGUACAUGUACUAUUUGCUUGGAUGGAAAGGCUAUAUUGCAAAGAAUCCUCAAAGAUUACGGACAGUAGUUAACCCCUGUCGAGCAAGUCUGGUAUCAAUGAAUGGAAACGCCUUCAUUUUGCCUCAAGAUGAAAAUGAUAGCAAGAGAAAAAAUAUAUCAGAUGAUAACACAUAUAUCAUGGCACUGGACGGGGAUACUGACUUUCAUCCAUCAGCUUUGAUCUUGCUGGUGGACCGACUUCGAAUGUAUCAGAAUGUAGGAGCAGCUUGUGGAAGAAUACACCCUACUGGAAUGGGUCCUAUGGUGUGGUAUCAGAAAUUUGAGUAUGCUGUGGGCCACUGGCUCCAGAAGACAGCUGAGCAUGUCUUUGGUUCUGUUCUCUGCAGUCCUGGAUGCUUCAGUUUAUUUAGGGGAUCAGCACUUAUGGAUGACAAUGUUCUUAAACGAUAUACAACUACCUCAACUAAAGCCGGGGAAUAUGUCCAGUAUGAUCAAGGGGAGGACCGCUGGCUGUGCACCCUGCUUCUACAACAAGGCUGGCGAGUUGAGUACAAUGCAGCUUCUGAUGCCUACACCAAUGCCCCUCAGGAGUUUAAUGAGUUUUACAACCAAAGACGGCGCUGGGGACCCUCAACACUGGCCAAUACCCUGGACCUCCUGCACAGUGGCGCAGAAACAUCCAAAAAAAACAGUUCAAUUUCCAGCUUGUACAUAUUUUACCAGAUAUUCACAGUUGGUUCGUCCAUUCUGGGUCCUGCCUCUGUUUGUUUGAUGAUAGCAGGUGCCUUUUCUUUUGUGUUCAAUUGGGAUGCAAACUUUGCUAUUUUAUUAAGUGUUCUUCCUCCUGCUGUCUACAUCAUAAUUUGCUACACAACCAAACCUGCUUUCCAGCUUGCUGUGGCUGCCAUUUUGAGUGUAUUGUAUGCCUUUCUGAUGACUGCAACAUUCUUAUCUAUUAUAGGUCAAAUGGUAGAAGAGAAGACCUUUAUCACACCAUCAGGCCUGUUCCUUGUGUCAGCCAGCAUUUUAUAUGUAACAACAGCGAUCCUCCACCCCCAGGAGUUUGGCCUACUUAUUUAUGGUCUGAUGUAUGUAAUCUGCAUCCCAAGUGGGUACCUGCUGUUAGCUAUAUAUUCACUGGUCAACCUCCACAUUGUGUCAUGGGGUACCAGAGAGUCCACCAGUGAGGUGGCUAAAGAGAAAACUAUGGGUGUGGUGUGUGACAAGAGGUGCACAAUGUGCUGCUGGGAUAUAAAAAUAGAGGUCAAUCAGGAGACUAAGAAUGUGGUCUUGCAACAACUCCAACAAACGGUUCAACCAAAAAAUAAAAACAAACAACAAAAUCUGAAUAACCUGCAAGAACUCCAGCUCCAGACCAUCCCACAAGAUGGAAACGAGGCAGCACCUUUGAAAAGGCCGUCAGAAUAUCGACUUGCCGGACAACACGACCCCUCUCCCCCACCCAGCGAUAAAUCUGAAGACCAGUAUGAAAAAGAAAAACACGUUCGCUUUAGGGAUCUGGAUGAGGAUCAGGAUCAGGGUCAGGAUCAGGAUCAGGAUCAGGGUCAGGAUCAGAAUGAGGAUCAAAUUGAAGAUCUACCUGAAAAUGUUUGGAUUAAACCAAUUAAAGAAGAAUUCCUAAAGAAACUUACUUACGCUAACUUGAAAAGGAACCUGGCAGCACAAAUAAAGCACGCGCUCAGAGACAAAAAGCAUGAAGAUGUGUGUGAUGAAUUGGUUCUCAUGCUAACAGACACUUUGAAUCAGGAACUAUUUGACACAGUAGGUCCAGAAGAUAUAUUACCUGACAGUUUGGUUGAAGAACUUAGGGAGUCCCUAAAUGAUUGCGCAAGAAGAAUUCUGGUAAUGAAUCAAGUGGAAACUCUGCAAAAGAGAGUAAGAAGAGCUAUAGAAAAAACACUGAUGGCUCCUCAGGUGGAAAAACUACCUGAUGAAGAACGUGACUUUUGGGUAAAGUUAAUUGAAAGAUACCUGGAACCUUUGUCAGAGGACAAAGCCCACAAAGAAGAGGUUAAAAGGGAGCUGAAAUCACUUAGAAACAAGGCCACAUUUCUUUACUUCAUCGUCAAUAUCCUGUGGGUGGUUGCUACAUUUUUCCUUCAAGCCAUUGGGGAAGCCAUCAGUAUCAAAAUUCCCAAAAUCUAUCCCAAUGGCACUGUUGCAGAUGAAUAUCUCAAUGUGGAGCCCAUAGGAUUGAUGUUUCUGCUGACAUUUGCAGUGCUACUCUUUGUGCAGUUUUUGGCAAUGCUGUAUCACAGGGUAUAUACCCUUAUCCAUAUGGUAUCCUACAGAACUACUGAAAAAGAAUACGCGACCAAGGAUUCUGAUGAUGAAGAUGAGCUGACAAUUGCUAAUAAAAUUCCAUCUAUGUUUUCUAUCGAGGAUGACAUCCCAAUGUGA